Molecule: messenger RNA, 8466 nt
Organism: Harmonia axyridis
Lineage: Eukaryota; Metazoa; Arthropoda; Insecta; Coleoptera; Coccinellidae
Product: MATH and LRR domain-containing protein PFE0570w-like
Exons: 3
Coding region: 40-8340 (2766 amino acids)
Source: RefSeq, a predicted model, not a curated record
UGCCAAAAUUUGAAAUACAUCAUUUCCAAUUCAGAAAAAAUGAGGAAAUUCCAAAAAUUCAUGUUCAUCUCAAAUGAAUCUAAAUUAUGCAGUGAAACUAAAGACCCACAAAUUCUCCCAAAAAUCGAUAUCGACAAGGAAAAAACAAUUAUGCUGCUUACUCGGAAACAUAUUCCUGCCGCAAAAAUCGAUAUCGAAAGGACUAGUUCAAUGAAAAAUAAAUUUGAAAUUGAAAUUUGUAAACAUGAUGGCACGAGAUGUAUGAAAACUUUACGGAAGAAAUCACAAGAUAAACUCAUUUUGUACAAACAUCCGAAUACGUUCGAUACUUUUACUUAUUUGACUAGAAUUCAUCACAGUUUCGCCAUCAAUAGUAUGGACCAUAUGUUGCGAACAGAUUGGGGGCAAUUUAUGACGAAAAGAACGGCAGGUAACUCACUUAAACUUUGGUCGGAUAAUUCACGAGAUUUGUUGGUAGACCAUCCCUCUCUGAUCACAUACCAAAAUGGACAGGUCAGCUCGGAAGAUAUCAUAAACAAGGACAUUUCGAAAUUACCUUUAGACUGUAUAUCUUUCAACAUAGAAAGUUUAAAUGGAAUUGGACAUCAUUCGGAUAAUUUACGAACAAAUACAUCAAAAUUUUCGUUAUGUUUGAAAGAAAUUUCGGAUGAAAAUGAAGACAAGGAUGCCACACCAAGAAAAGAUGUAAUCUUCGGGAUAUCAAAAAAUUUUAAGAGUUGCACAGCAGUAAUUGAGAAGAAGAAAUUUUCUUAUAAACCCUCUCCAAAGAAGAACGAAACCAAGGUGUUAGUCCUGAGUCAUCAAAAUUUUGUGAAAUUUAAAAAGACUUUUACAAGACUUUUAGCCAAGAACAAGUUAAAAACCGUCGAACCUCUACUUCAAAAUUUGAAAAAUCCUGAUCAAAUAAUGACGAAAUUGGAAAGAGCUCUCGUCAACCACAAUUUACGAAUGAAAAACAAUGAUGAUGAUAUAAUAAAAAAAAAUAUUAUAAUGUUAUCUUCGGAACUCAUCGAAAACAUACAAUUAGAUCUCAAUAAGGAAAACGACGACACACAUAAAAGGAGAAAUAAUCCGAUAUUGAACAUAAAAAAUCUUAAUUCGAGAAUUUCUGAUGGGAAUUCUGGAAUAACUAAAAAGGUGGAUAACAUAUUGAUAGUGAACGAUGAGAUCUUCAAGAACCAAACUGCUGAUGAGUGGGAUAAAAGUAGAUCUGAUCUUACGGAGGAAAACAAAUGUAAAGUAAUAUAUUUAAAUCACGCAGUUUUUAAGGAUUUGAAAAAAGAUGUAAUAUACCAAAUAUUGAAUAGAAAAUAUUCAAGUUUCAGUAAUCAAGCGAUUGAAAAUUCGCCGAAGAAUUCAGUUGAAAAGAACUGUUCAACAUAUCGAGAUAUACCAAUUGAUCACCUGAUUGCUGCAGUAGCUGAAACAAAACGUUCAGAAUAUGUCCAGAGGUCGAAAUUGAGUUGGCAAGUAUUUAAAAAAUUGGAAGAAAUCUUGAGGAAAGCAGAAAUAUUAGACUUUAAAUCUCCUCGAAAUGAAUCGGAUCAAAACUACGAUAAAGACAUAAAGCAGAAAGUUGAAAAGUCAGUAUUGGAUCAUAAACCAACUUCAUAUAAUCUGCAUAAAUGUGAAAAAUCAAAGCGAAAAAAAAAAGUGAAAUCCAUUCAGGAGUGUGGAAGUAAUGAGCUUAAUGAUCGAAGUGAUGGGAUUUAUGAGCGUAUAGAAGUUAUUCACAAUGCAAAACGCAAUAUAGGAAGACCAAAAUCUGAAAAUAUAAUCGAACGGAAAAUACGAGAAGAUACACCGAACUCGAAGACAAAUGGAAGUAAAAAAGAAGGAAAACUAUUUGAAAUUAAAGCAAAAAAUGAUAUAAAAUUGAAGAACAAGAGCAUAAUUGAAAUGGAAAUACCAAAAAAAAAAAAGAAGAAACAAGACGAAAUCAUCUCAAGAAUCCACAGUGCACAAAUGAAAAAUACUUCUUCGAAAAAAAAAUUUUCUCUUGCUGAUUCCAAAGAGGAAUUUAGAAGUUCGAAAAAACUUGAUAAUUUAUCGUUCAGCGAAAAAAAAAAUUCACAAACAAAAUGUUUGGUUAAGAAUAAUAAAAAAUCUUCUUCAUCCAGUUCGUACAAAGAACUUAUCGCAGAUUCAAUAGAAAAGACCAAAAAAAAAAUCAAGAAACUUUCAUAUCCCGUUGAUAAGCACUCGAACAAAAGAAAAGAUUCCAACUCGAAGGAUCUAGCGGAUGAAACAGAAACUAAAUUGGUAGUUGAAGAAUUACUUGCGAGAUCAAGUCCUCCGAAAACUCCGAAACAGCAUUUGGUUAAAAAUCGGUCUAAAAUACCCAUACUAGGAACGCCAACGACGAUCAAAAAUUAUAUCGAGAAGGUUGCCACAAUAGCUCUCGCAUCAAAAGAUAUUCAGGAGAAACUGAAAAUGAAAAAAUCUCCAGAAGCCAAAAAAUUGGAAAUGGAAAACGCGAAGAACAAAAAGAAAGAAAGGGUGGAAAGAAUUGAAUCAAACGUGAAAUCUUCGAAAAUUGAUGAACAAAUCAAAUCAAAUUUUGAAAAUUUCGAAAAAAAUAAAAAGGGAAAUUCUAAAAGCCGACGACAUAUUGAAUUGAGGAACAAUGAAAGAGGAAAUGAAAUAUUACAAAUUGAUGAAAUUCUUGCAUUGAAUUCAAGCUCAAUUCUGAAUAAGGAGAAUGAAAAUUUAACGACCAACAACGAAUUAAGGAAGAAGAAAAAAACAUCAGAGGAGAUAGGACCAAAAGAACAAAAUCCGCAAUUGAUAAAAAUUUCUGACGAUGCUGAAACUACUAAUGUGGAAAACGAACAUUUAUUUCAAAAUGAAAAUAUAUCUGAAGAAAAUAAUUCGACACCACCGCAAAAUCUCUGCAGUGGAAGUGACGGAGCGAAAAUGGAAAUAGAGAAAAACAAGUUAUCCGAUGAAAAUUUUCACAAAAAUACUGGAGAUGAAUAUGAAAUAUCUUCGCAGAUGGAUUUAUCAGAAACAAGAAAGCAAGAAAAUGAUGCCAAUGAUGAACUGAAUCAAAGUAGAACAAUUGAAAAGAACAAAAGUAAUUUGAAAUAUACUGUUGGGUUUGAACUGGAAAAAAUUGCGAUGGAAGGUCUAACUCAACAGGAACAUAAAAAAACUAUUCCUAUGUUUAUACAUAAUGAAGGAAGAGAUCAAAGCAGAGACGAAUCUGAUGAAAAAUUAAAAAUUGUGACAAUGAAACAAAAGAAUAAUGUCAUUUCAAUGAAAAACAUAGAACAUUUCAUUAGAGGUACAUUUGAUCAUGAUGAAACCGAAACUUUUCAAGUCGAAGACAAGAUCAGUUUGAGAAAAGAUAUGAAAGAACGAAAAUACUUUGCUAAUAUUUUGAAUGAUGUCUAUCAGGACAAUUGUACAGAACAAAGAAAAAUAAACGAACCACACAGCGAAAUAAAUGAACAUAAUAAAAUAAACGAACAAGGAAACUCUGAAUCACAAAAGAAUACAUUAACUGACAUUGAAAUCAUCAGAAGAAAACGACUUGUAUAUUUCGAAGACUUCAUGAAAAACAGAUCCUUACUGAAACCUCCAGAAGAAAACAAAUUAUUUAAUUUUCAAGAUAAUAUGAAUCCUAAUGAGACAGCUAACAUGGAAAACUCUAUACCAGAUCAUGGAAUUCAAUCUAUCAUAGAAAGAAUCGACAAAGAUAUAGAUACAAAAAUUCAGUGUGAAAAUGAAAACAUUGACCUGAAAACUGGAAGUAAGCUUUGCGAAACAGAGACAACUGGAAACCACAAAAUUUUAGAUAAAUCAGAAGAUGACAAUGUCAUUGUUAUAAAAGCAGCUAGAAGUGCUUCGAAAGAAAAGUUUGGCAGCUUCCAAGAUAUCACAAAAUCCUUUUUGAAACAAGUACAAAGCAAUUUAAACUUCAUUAUGGAAUAUCCAAAGAAAUAUAAAGAAAUCAGUGUGAAACUGAAAAGAUCCCAAGAUGAAUUCGAGCGUAACGUAUCUACUCUCAUGCAGGCAAUAUGUCAAGAAGCCGAAAAACUGAAGAAAAAACACUCUAAAUUUGAAAUCAUUACCAAGAAAUCAAGAGAGUUACUCAAUAAAUUCACCAACACAAGCUCAAAAAAACGGCCAACCUUCAAACCUAACCAAAAGUUCAAAAUGAACAUAGUGCAAAAGCUGAACUCUAAAAUGAAAUUAUUCAAAGAAUCAACAAUCGACAAAUUAAAUCCACAAAUGUAUUCUAGCAACACCAAGCGGAAGAGUAUGAAAAAAAAAGGAAACUGCAAUUUUAAGGGAAAAAGAAUAGAAGAACAAACAUCACCUUGCCUUUCGAUUUCAAACAUUCAAACUAGAUCAAUCGGUUCUCUGUUCGCUGAUUUAGUUGCUUCUGCUCUUACCAAGUGUGGAGAUUCAAUUAUAAGUAAAUAUUCUGACUCUAUCGAUAAGUUACCUUCAAAAACUAUGAAUCGAAACAUAGAUACAAUGACAAAUCUAGAAGAAUCCGAGAUAUUCAUAAGAAAUGAUCAAAAAAUAUGUAUUCAGAAAGAUGUUCAGUUCUUGAGCGAUAAUGAAAUUAAACAAGUAGUAUAUGAUAGUUCUCUAGAGAGAAAUGACUCUAACUCUAUCUUCAACGAAAACUGUGAGGGUUAUGGCAAUUUACAGAGUCGGUGCGAAAAAUCUAUGCAAACUCAAAAAACAUCACCUAUUUCCUACGAAUCGCCUGAUGAACAAGAAUUUCUUGAAGAGAAGGAAUCUCAAAUAUCAGAAAAUAUUGCAAUCAAACAAGAUCGAAAAAAAUCAAAAAUAUAUUCACAGAAAAGAAUGAUAGGAGAUACUUUCCAAAAUAUCGAUCAAUUCAGCACUGUGUUAAAAAAUAAUGGCAUGGAAUGUCUCAAAAGUUAUAAGGAUAUUUAUCUGGAUGAUCCAAAUAAAUAUGACGUGGAUUCUAACAUUGCGAUGAAAACAGCAGAAAGUUUCAUUUCAAAUCUUGUAAGUGAUAAAAGUAAUCCCUUAUCUGAAGGUAAGACGUCUUUGACGGAAAAACUAAGCAAUAUCAGAACGAAUAACGAAUUUCAAACAGAAGGGAGUUGCGAACAAAAUAAACAUACAGAACAGAAAUAUAUCUCAAUCUUAGAAUCCGAAAAAACUAUUUUUUCUUUGUACAAUACUUCUAUUGAUUCGAAAAACAGCGAAAAAGUUCAAAAAGCUCCCAGAUCGUUUCAAGAGGUAUGUUCCGAUGAUAGUUCCGGAAACAAUUUCAACAUUAAAAAAAUAUGCUCCUCCAACAAUUCUAAUAGCUUGAACCUUUCAGAAUUUAAACCUUCCGGAAAAUUUAAAUCUUUGGAGAUAUCCGACCAGAAUCCGGACAUAGGAUGUGAAAUCUCAAAUGGGAUGUACGAAACACAAGAAAAUCAAACGAGAAAAGACGAAAUCGAACUCGCUUGCAAGUUAAGCGAUCAUCCAAACUCUCUUGUUUGCCGAGAAAAGAAGCAGGACGAAGUGAGAUCAGUCUUGAGAAGGUGUGUGUCUUUAGAUAAAACAGCACAAAAAGUUCUCCAGAAUAGUUAUAAGUUUGAAAACAUAACAGAAAUUUUCUUGGAUCUCGAACAUAUGGGAAAGAGUAUCUUCAAAUCUAUUUUUCCCAAAAACGAAAUACUCAGCAAUAAAUGUAUAGAUCACAGAAUCCCGAAGGAUUCUAGGAAACAGUUUAUCAAUGAAAAUUCGUGUAACAGUUGCACGAGUUCCAGAGAAAAGAAGCACAUGGAAUUAUUAAUGGAUAUUCGGAAUAAAGCUCUAGAAAAUGAAGAGUUUUUCGACGCCGAGAACAAUGAUUAUGAGGUCUUAUACAAUGAUGAUUCUGCCAAUAAUAAAGAAAUUAGGAAAAAUCGAACAGCGUUUAUUUACGAAGAUAUAAUCAAAAGUAGCGAAUUCAAUGAAGAUAGAAAAGAAGGUCUUUCAGUAGAUCCUGAGGAAAAUCCAUCUAAUAGAAAAAGAGAUUCAUACAAUAAUAAUGAAAAUUCAAUAGGACGUAAGUCUGUAAUAAUAAUCAACGACAUAGGAGCUACUUCUCAGAUUCUAAUUCGAAAAGAUUCAUUCAUUUUGGCUUCCGAAAAUAUAUUGGAAGAUAAAGACAGAACAAUCUCUCUAGAUAAUUAUACUGAAAAAAUUGUAUUCGAAGUUGAUACGGAGCAAAAUUCUACAGAACAUAAUUCAAAAUCGAACCUAAAGCAUAAUGAUGUAGAAAAUGAGUUAUUGUCAUUUGAAAUCGAAGAAGGAUCGAAGUUAUCAAGAAAUCUAACCAAUAAUAAUGAAGAAAGUGAAACCAUGACAGCUCAGAGCGAGAAACCAGAAUUUAGUCUCGAAAAAAGAAAUUUAAUUGAAACGUCGGAAUUGAGAAAUGAAAAAAAUAAUAUCGAAGAAUCGAACAAAACUAAAAAGCAUAAAAUCUUAGAAAAAUUUGCAAGAAUUAAAAAACAACAAGAUGAAUCAGUCUUUGAAAUCACUGACGCAGUCCAAUUCGAUAGAACGAAAAAACAAAUUUUUCAAUCUAAGAAGGUAUCUCAAAGAUUGAGAAAAAAUAUUUUAUCAGAAAGAAAGCAAGAAAGAGACGAAAAGAUCAUAAACAUUGGCAAACAUUCACUUCCUUCGAAGGAGGUUUGUUCACCGUUAGAUACUAAAAAUAGUGACACCGAUUUCAAAAAUUUACUUCUGCAGAACCCAAAGAAACUGAUAGAAAUAGCAUCAAGUAUCAUGAGCAAAAGUCAAUAUUUAAGUUUUCUUUUGGACGUAAAAUCGACUAAGGAUUUAAAAUCCCACUGGAUCGAUAAAAUCAAGAAAGCAAUUUCGCCAACAGAAUCAAUGAAGAAAUUGGACAAUGUUGGAAAAGAAAAUGAUGGAAAAAUUUAUAUGAAAAAUCGGAAAAAUAAAAUGUUAUCUGAAAGAGCAAUCUCGCCAACGAAAACACAGUUCUCAGCUUCAAAGAAGUCUAACUUAGGAGAAGAUAAAAAAAAUUUUCACUUGGAUAUAGACAACUUCAGAGCAAUAGAAUCUCAAAUGAAUUCGGGGUUUCAUUAUGAAGGAAAUCAGAAGGAAAGUAUCAGUAGUCGAAAUUCAAAUAUUGAAAAUGAAUAUUCUUGGAAUUAUUCGGAAAAUGAUCCUCUUCCAUAUUCCUUGAUGAGAUAUCUAGAUAUUCCUCUUCAGGAGACCCAUGUUGAGAAAACAGAAAAGUAUGAAUCAUUCGAUCAACUGAUUACCAGUGGAGAUGUAAGUAGGAAAGAAAUAGAAAAAGUAAGAAAUGAAAAAAGGAAUAAAGAUGAGUGUAUUAACAGUUCUAUCGAUUUACCCAGAAAAGAGUCCAUAAAGAUGUCUGAUAAAAUAUUUGAAAAGCCCGUUAGUUUAAUGGAAGAUAAAUCAGAAAUAACCGUUAUUGAAAAUAUUUCAGACAGGCUAUCAAACUGUAGCGGCCCAGUGUCAUCGAUUCGUAGCGAAGAAGUGUUUCAUUCCAAUUCCCCAAUAUACACACAGAGUGUUCGCAGAACACUGCAGGAAUGUCCCACAGAAUCUCAAAACACCAAAUUGGAUAAAAAAAAAUUCAAUGAGCCACUGAAAAAAAACGUAGAGAAUCACGAAAAUGCAUAUCCAUCAAUUGUGACAAAGAAUCUUCCGACCAUAGAAAACACUGACAUUUCAUGUAAUUGUCUUAAUGAUGAAAGAAAAAUUCGAGUUGUGAGUACCAAAUCCCUAUCCGAAGUAUUGGAGGAGGACCCCGAUCUUCUCAAAAAAUUGAGGCAUAAAAAAAUGAUGAUUAAACAGCCCACAGUAGGAGAACCCUCUAAAAAAUUCGAGUAUAGAUUUCAUGAUUUCAGAAAAACGGAAGAUCGAUGUGAACAGUUGAAAACAAAAAGACAACAAGAGCACAAAAAGGUUCUUUUAGAUAAAUUCAAAUGUUUGAUACAAGCAAGAAAAGUGGCAACAGAAAGGAAUAGACAAAAACUUCGACUUGAAAACCAACAAUUAAAACCAAAAGUCCUGGAGAAAAUAAACUACUUUCAAGAAUUAGAAAUUAGUCCAAACUCUGAUAUAAAAACGGAAACAGUAGAAGAAGAUAACAGUUCAGUUCCUAUCAAGAAGAAAAAGGUUUUAUACAAGAAAAGAAAAAGGAUAAACGAAGACGAGUUGGUGACAUUGGUUCAAAAUCAUCCAUCAGUUCCAGUGAAGGUAAUAGCGACUGAAAUUGUUGAAAAAUGUGACACGGAAAAGCAAAAUGUAAUUCACAUUCCAUGGAUGCCUACUUGUGGAGUCGAUGCUAAGAAUUAAUUGGAUAUUGAAGAAGUGCGUUAAAGUUUUCGAUUAAUAACUAGAAUUUUUAGUGAAAAUUGAAAUAAAAUAUGUGUUGUUUACGUUUUCGGUUUAUGAUUUGUAAUAAACAUGCUGUCAUUCACA